UGUAAUUGCUAAUUGGGCUGUUCCUUGUAGGCCUUACGGCGAAGUAAUCAAUCGAUUUCACCUAUUCGGCCGCCGGCAAUUGCCAGUUUUGGCAAAAGGAGAUGACUUUCUGCUUACUCUUGAAUCUCCCGUUUCGUUCCUAUACCUCCGAGAUUCGGUCUCUCUGCAAUAAUUGCGUUAGCAAUAAUUCCCCUCUUCUCUGUCUCACUAAUCCGUCUUCUCUCCAACUCCAACCUUCGCGAGUCUCACCUCAAACUAAAGCGACUUCGGCAGCAAUGGAGGCUCAGCAAAGUACCACAAAAAGCGGCUCAUCCCCACCGAUGAAGCUUCUGUUUGUGGAGAUGGGCGUUGGUUACGAUCAACAUGGGCAAGACAUUACGGCUGCGGCUAUGCGGGCAUGCAGGGAUGCCAUCUCUUCCAACUCGAUUCCGGCCUUCCGAAGAGGGUCCAUACCAGGUGUUGCAUCCGAUCAGAUGAAACUACAGAUCAAGCUGGGAGUCCCUCAUUCUCUCCAGGAGUCCUUGGAUAUUGAGAGGGUCAAGUCCGUUUUUCCUUAUGGGAAAAUUGUCAAGGUUGAAGUUGUGGAUGGUGGACUUAUUUGCUCAAGUGGCGUUCUUGUGGAAGAAAUGGGAGACAAGAAUGAUGACUGCUACAUAGUGAAUGCUGCAGUAUAUGUUGGCUACUAGUUUCUUGUUUCCUCUGUUCUGUCCUCCAAUUGUUCGAAGGUCAGCUCUCACUUUUCAUUACCCAUUGUGUUGUGCAAUAUCUUUUUGUUAAUCCCAAUGAAUGGACUUUGUGUCUUUGCGUAAUGCAUAACAAACAAACGUUCAAAUAAAUGAAUUCCCAUUUUGUCA
This is a messenger RNA of Carya illinoinensis, 854 nucleotides long. RefSeq lists its product as uncharacterized. Bases 102 to 686 code for a protein of 194 amino acids. The transcript has 4 exons. NCBI's taxonomy places the organism in Eukaryota, Viridiplantae, Streptophyta, Magnoliopsida, Fagales, Juglandaceae. The record is from RefSeq and is a predicted model, not a curated record.